Dovyalis caffra is the source of this 1233-nucleotide messenger RNA. Lineage: Eukaryota; Viridiplantae; Streptophyta; Magnoliopsida; Malpighiales; Salicaceae. The record is from the annotation of a GenBank genome assembly.
AUGACGACGGCGACUUCAAGGGCACUCCUCUACAAGACUCAUCGCCACCAUAGACCAUUAUUUCACCAUUUCGCAGGUUCUCGAUCUCAUCGGAUUCUUUCGCGGCGGAUUGCGUGUCAAGUAAAGUGGAGCUCGACUGGAACGGCUUUCCCCACUCUAAGAAGUGUCACGAUACCCUAUUCUGACCUCCAGAACAAGAAUGCAGAUUUGUCGGAGAAGAUAGUGGAAGGUUUUGGACCGAACGGGCUGGGUAUUCUUUCAAUUUCGGAUGUCCCUGGAUUUUCUCUGCUGCGUCAAAAUCUUCUACAUCUUUCAUCUAGAUUAGCCAACCUUCCUCAAAAGGUGAAGGAUGAGCUUGAAGAUCCACGCAGUAGGUAUAACUUUGGAUGGAGCCAUGGGAAGGAGAAGCUUGAAUCUGGGAAGCCUGAUAUGCUGAAAGGCUCUUUUUAUGCCAAUCCGAUAUUAGAUGUGCCUACAACUGACAUAUGUCUAAUACAGCGGUACCCGUCCUAUUGUGCUUCAAAUAUAUGGCCUGACAGUGCUUUGCCAGAAUUGGAAGUUGUAUCCAGAGGAAUGGGUGGGAAUCAAAAUAAAAGCCUCGAACAGAUACUUCUUCGUUCACGGUGUCAUAAAGGCCGGUUGCUUUAUUAUUUUCCUGCACUAAACAGUGAUUGUGUUCCAGAUGGUGACUCAAUGUCAUCGUGGUGUGGGUGGCAUACAGAUCAUGGCUCGCUCACAGGUUUGACCUGUGCCAUGUUUAAGAGAGACGGUGUAGAAACAAUUUGCCCUGAUAGUGCUGCUGGCCUUUAUGUUAAAACACGAACUGAUCAAAUUGUCAAAGUUGUAUUUGGAGAAGAUGAGAUAGCAUACCAAAUUGGCGAAACAACUGAAAUAAUGUCAAGAGGUUAUCUUUGUGCAACACCACACUGUGUUCGGGCACCCAAAGGAGAUGAGGCUUCUGGUCUUGACAGAUCAACGUUUGCAUUAUUCAUGCAACCUGAUUGGGAUGAGAAACUUAACUUUCCGAGUGAGAUGCAUGUUCACAAAGAGUUACUUUGGGCACAAGUUAUGUACGAAGAAAAUGAUAAGAACUCAUUAACCAGGGAUCAAGGAAACACCACCAUGGCGAAGACAAGUGUUCUGGGAAACUCACUGAUGCUAGCCAAUAGUUGUCGUACAUUUGGAGAAUAUUCUGAGAUGCUCUUGGACAAGUAUUACCACUUGAAAUCGUAA